AUGGUUAAAUAAUAAAAAAAAUCCAAAAUCACUGUCAUUCCUCCUCAACCAGAUUUCCAAGAAUAAGAAAUCGAAUUAUUAUAAGAGGAUCUCGAUGAUGAUUUAAUUAAGACUCUAUCCAAAGCAAACACUAAUUCUAUUGCCACAAUUAAAGAAAAAGAGAAGAAGGUCGUGGAAUUCAAAUCCAGAGUUCUUGAAUUGGUUGAGAUUUUUGUUUCAAACACCAAGAACCCAUCCAUUUUUAUUGAGAGAAUUUAUCCAUUCAUUAAAAUGAUAAGUGAUUUCAAGAAUCCUUAAAAAAUUUAGUAUAUCAAUAGAGUUUGUAAAUUGAUCCACUAAAUCAUACAAAAAGGAGACUUGGGAGAACAUAUUGAUAAUAUGAAAUAAUGCUGUGAAACAUUGAUCACCUACUUGCAUAAAUGCUAAGACAAAUCUAUUAAUAAGAGAUUCUUUGAAUUGCUUGAUCUCAUUCUUAAAUAGAUUUCCUAAUAUGACAAGAAGGCAGUUGCAGACUCAAUAGUCAAAGGCUUAGUGUUGAUGAGGAAGAACAGCAACAUUUAAAUGCAAAACAUUAGAAAACUCAUAUUCAAUUAUUAAUUUGCACUCGUACCAGUCAUACUGAAAUUAUGUUAGUUGAGUGAAAUUAAUGAUAACUAUGAAAGAAGCAAAUAUAAUUUUAGUCAUCUAUUAUUCACACUCAUUCAAAAUGAAUAGAUAAAGAAAAAGGUAAUCACCAAAGAUAAAGUAAAACAAGCAAUUGUGAAUUUAGCUUAACAUACUCUGGAGAAUCAUACCAAAUAGAAUUACAAAAGAGUGGCGAUUUUUAGAUAAAUCUUAUUGUCCUACAAAACAUUAGAAUUGAAUGAACUCCAAGAAUAGAUUUAGACAUUCUAAUCAGAAGAUUAAAAUAUCUAACACAUCAUUACCAAAUUAUAAUGA
This is a messenger RNA of Paramecium tetraurelia, 939 nucleotides long. RefSeq lists its product as uncharacterized. Lineage: Eukaryota; Ciliophora; Oligohymenophorea; Peniculida; Parameciidae. The record is from RefSeq and is a predicted model, not a curated record. The transcript has 3 exons.